Limanda limanda (common dab) is the source of this 3532-nucleotide messenger RNA. RefSeq names its product B-cell receptor CD22-like. The coding region runs from base 1 to 2988 and encodes 995 amino acids. The record is from RefSeq and is a predicted model, not a curated record. The transcript has 16 exons. NCBI's taxonomy places the organism in Eukaryota, Metazoa, Chordata, Actinopteri, Pleuronectiformes, Pleuronectidae.
AUGUCAGUGGUGGGUUUGAGGGUGGAGGGGAUGAGGGUGGUGCAGAGAGACAGUCCCAAACAUGUGAAAGUUCAAGCCAAUCCUGGUCUUGAUGUGAAGGAAAAUGUGUCGUUGACACUGAGCUGUUCUGCAGAGUCCAACCCACCAGUGAGCUCUGUCACCUGGAGGAAGACGACUGAUGGGAGAGAGGAAAUCGUCCAACAGAAUCAGACUCAGACCUUCAGGGUGAAUUCAGCCAGUCCCUCUGACAGUGGACUGUACAGCUGUGAAGCCACCAAUGACAUUGGAAGAGAAAAGUCACAGCCAGCUGAGGUUGAAGUCAGAUACCCGCCCACUGAACCUAAACUGUCUAUGAGUUCUGAGGUCACAGAAGGUCAGAACAUCACCAUCAACUGCACUGUUGAAAGUUUCCCACAAUCAACUCUCACCUUGAUGAAGACCAACACAAAUCAUCAGUCUUUAAAAAUCACUGAAAAUAAUCUGUAUUCACGACACAUCAACUCUCUCUCCAACACGUUUACUGUGACUUCAGCCAACGCUGGCUGGUACUUCUGCCGUGCCGAGAACACUGAGGGUUACAAGGACAGCGAGCAGAAGGAGUUGGUGGUGAAAUACAGUCCCAAACAUGUGACAGUUCAAGCCAAUCCUGGUCUUGAUGUGAAAGAAAAUGUGUCGUUGACACUGAGCUGUUCUGCCGAGUCCAACCCACCAGUGAGCUCUGUCACCUGGAGGAAGACGACUGAUGGGAGAGAGGAAAUCAUCCAACAGACUCAGACUCAGACCUUCAGGGUGAAUUCAGCCAGUCCCUCUGACAGUGGACUGUACAGCUGUGAAGCCACCAAUGACAUUGGAAGUGGAAAGUCACAGCCAGCUGAGGUUAAAGUCAUAUACAGUCCCAACAAUGUGAAAGUUCGAGCCAAUCCUGGUCUUGAUGUGAAGGAAAAGGUGUCGUUGACACUGAGUUGUUCUGCCGAGUCCUACCCACCAGUGAGCUCUGUCACCUGGAUGAAGACGACUGAUGGGAGAGAGGAAAUCAUCCAACAAACUUGGAGGAAGACCUUCAGGGUGAAUUCAGCCAGUCCCUCUGACAGUGGACUGUACAGCUGUGAAGCCACCAAUGACAUUGGAAGUGAAAAGUCACAGACAGCUGAGGUUAAAGUCAGAUAUAAGCCGAGGAAGACGACCAUUUCUGUCAGUGGCUCUUCUGAUAACCAAGUGAAAGUUGGUCGUUAUCUCACGUUAACAUGUGACACCGAUGCCAAUCCUGCCCCGACGACUUACUCCUGGUAUCGCAGCAAAAAUCAACAAACUGACUCUUGGUGGAAGACCACAAACAGCCGAGAGCUGAGUUUAACAAUACAAAGAGCAGAUGAAGCUUGUUACAGAUGCAGCGCCUCAAACCUCGUUGGUGAAGGGGAUGAGAGUCAACCAGUGUGCAUAAAAGUACUGUACCCGCCCACUGAACCUAUACUGUCUAUGAGGUCUGAGGUCACAGAAGAUGAAACCAUCACCAUCAGCUGCACUGUUGAAAGUUUCCCAGAGUCAACUCUCACCUUGAUGAGGACCAACACAUAUCAUCAGACUUUAAAAAUCAAUGAAAAUAAUCUGUAUUCACGAGCCAUCAACACUCUCUCCCACACGUUUACUGUGACUUCAGACGACACCGGCUGGUACGUCUGCCGUGCCCAGAACACUGAGGGCUCAAAGGACAGCAAGAAGAAGGAGUUGGUGGUGAAAUACAGUCCCAAACAUGUGACAGUUCAAGCCAAUCCUGGUCUUGAUGUGAAGGAAAAUGUGUUGUUGACACUGAGCUGUUCUGCCGACUCCAACCCACCAGUGAGCUCUGUCACCUGGAGGAAGACGACUGAUGGAAGAGAGGAAAUCAUCCAACAGACUCAGACUCAGACCUUCAGGGUGAAUUCAGCCAGUCCCUCUGACAGUGGACUGUACAGCUGUGAAGCCACCAAUGACAUUGGAAGUGGAAAGUCACAGCCAGCUGAGGUUAAAGUCAGAUUUGCUCCAAAACACACAAACAUCACGGAGUCGGCAGAGAAGCAGGAGCUUGAUGGGAGGAGCUCCGUGAUGCUGAGCUGCUUCAGUCACAGCUUUCCCACAGUCCAACACUACUCAUGGUACAGGAAGAGUCAGGGGGAGGAAAAGGAUGAAAUUGUGUCUAAGCAUCAAAACCACACAGUGUACUCAAACCAGUCAGGAGUCUACUACUGCAUCGCAGAAAAUGAAAUAGAUCAACGUUCGUCUGAUCCCGUCCAUCUGUUUGAACGAAACUCUCUGGACAUCCUGAUGUUCAUCGUUCCUGCUUUAUUUGUCCUGAUGAUUAUCAUUUUAAUCAUCGUAGUUUUAAGAUACAGGAGGAAAAAAUCUAUUCAACAAGGAACAACAAACACUGAAUCCCCUACUGGUUUUUCGGGUCGGUGUAAUGGUCCCAGAAGGAGGAGUCUGACGUAUGAGAAUGUCUCUGUGGAGCCUUUCAGGAGCAGAGACGACCUCUUUUCAGAGCAGUUGAGGCGUCCAGAGGCCCCUGCACUCCAGCCUCUUCCAGACAGCACGCCUCCGACCGACAUCAACGCUGUUUACAGCAUUUUGAGUCUGCCCCAGGCUGCCUCCGCACAAAACCCCACAAGACAGAAAGCUGGAAACACCAAGGACGAUUCUGCCAACUACGCUUCUGUGGACUUUAAGAAUAAGCUAAAAAAGGUGGAAGAAGACCCUGUGUAUGCGAAGGUUUCCAAGCCAACAAGAGUUAAAAAGAAUGAACCAGAGAGCCUGCAGGACUAUGAAAACAUUAGUAAUGCAACUGCACGUGCACCAAAAUAUCCAAAUCUAUUUGACAACCACACCAGUGAAGGUGAAGUGGAGCUGAACUAUUCACAGGUGAGAUUCACAGCGAAGCCUCGACGUCAGACGACCAACAGAGACUCCAGCAGCUCAGAGGAAGAUGAGAGUCUUUACUCUAACGUCAGGAUUUGACCCGAGAUGUUCUCGUCCUGCUUUUUACAGCUACCUCGGGCCUGAGGAACUUUAUAGAGAGUCUGAAGAGUUCAUGUGUUAAGCAAAAUAUGUCGUAAUCAUAAAUCUACAGUAAUGUAAGCUGGUCAACAAACCUUAUGCAGCUCCAACAAAACCGUGUGUGUUGCCAUUAGGAGUAUUUUAAAACUAGUUAGCAAGAAGGCACAGAAGUUACAUUACCUAGAUAAAAAGGAUAAAUAUUUAAAACUGUUAAUUAAAAGUUUUGGGGAAAAUAGUGAACUCAGCAAAAUGUGAGGAAUAAACAGUUGAAAUUCUUAUUUUGCAACUUAAAAUGCAAAUAAUGUGAGUGUAAAAUGAUUGUAUUAAUAACUUUUGAUAUAAUCUAUAUAUAUAUAAAUGACAUGCAGUUAGACAAGACAUGCUGAGAAUCACUGCUGCAUGUUUUUUUGUGUGCUUUCCAGUGUUGUUAACUUAAGCCAAACCCACACACCUGAAAUGUAAAUAUCCUGUAGCUCAAAAUAAAAUGAAAUAUGUUGGAACAAAU